UCAAAAUAGAGUUCACCACAUAGUAGCAUGAAAAUUCAGGUGGCAGUCAAUUUUUGGUCCAAAACAACGUUUUACAGGAGUCAUGCAACUAUCACAGUGCAUUCCCGUCAAACCGACUUGAUUUUCAUGCAGCCUACCCUCACACAACUAAAUGUUGCAUGAAAUUCCAGCCUGAAAAUUUGAAGGCGUGGUUUGCAGUCAGCUGUUUAUUGGUUUGCAUGAAAUUCAUGGAACACCCGCAUGAAUACUGAUACGGAAAAAUUCCGCACACCGUUUCAUGCAACAAUGUGGUGAAAAGUUUGUUAGUGUUAGUUGAGAUGAUUGAGAGGUUACAUGAAUUUCCCGUCUGAAAAUUUUUCGAGACUUGCCGAUCACAAGCUUGCUCAGUUGGCCUUGCUCCGUGACUUGCGACGGGUGUGUUUUUAUAAAAAAGUUGAGAGUUGAACUUUACGCGUGGACUCUAACCAUCAUAAGAUUUUCCGGUGCUUCCGUCAAGAUCGUCUCACUCGAGGCGGACAAACCGCUGGAGCAGCAAACCGAGCGCAAAGUUACAAUCGUCGGCACGCCGGAAGCCCAGUGGAAGGCCCAGUAUCUAAUGCGGGAAAAUGGCUUCGUGUCCGGCACCGACGACGUGAGAUUCACCGUGGAGAUCUUGGUGCCGAGUGCGCAGGUCGGACGCAUCAUCGGCAAGGGUGGCCAGAACGUGCGCGAUCUGCAGCGGGUCACCGGAAGCAUAAUCAAACAACCCGAGCACACGGCCGCGAUGCACGUCCACACGUCACACGUCGAAAAAAUAACGGCUUGCAUUCAAAUUGAAGACGUAUGGGAUGAUUGCAAACAAGAAUUUGAUGCAUUUUCUUCUUUGUCCAUUCAUCAACGGAGGGAACCUGUUCCAUUUCUGGCGAUUCGAAGCCAUAGAAUUUUGACGAAUGCUGUUAAUCUGCCGGCGUAGGAUAGCUGAAUGGCACUCGUAGUGGCCCAACCGCUCCCAAAAGCAGAUAGAUCAGUACUGGCCGGGGCACAGGGAUCGUGCCCCCGAGGGAUGAUGGUGAGAUCUCACCGUCCCAGAUGUCACCGAGAAGGAAACUCCAUGUCAGAUGGACCAGGUGUGUCAGAUGUACCAGGUGGAUAUAGUGAUUUAUGCAAUAGUGUGUGAAUAUUGUGAAAUUGUGAUAUUUUAGUGAAUUAUAAAUGUGAAUAAAGCAAGCAAAUUAAAAUCUAGUUGAUUAUCCCUCAUACACUCUUAUUU
Culex pipiens pallens (northern house mosquito) is the source of this 1249-nucleotide messenger RNA. RefSeq lists its product as uncharacterized. The coding region runs from base 596 to 952 and encodes 118 amino acids. The record is from RefSeq and is a predicted model, not a curated record. NCBI's taxonomy places the organism in Eukaryota, Metazoa, Arthropoda, Insecta, Diptera, Culicidae. The transcript is spliced from 3 exons. Gene Ontology annotation, molecular function: RNA binding.